AUGACCCAGAAUAACAUCCCCGAGGACCUCAGGGACCCCUUUUACAUCGACCAGUAUGAGCAGGAGCACAUCAAGCCGCUUGUCAUCAAGCUCCUGCUGUCCAGCGAGUUGUACUGCCGUGUCUGCAGCCUCAUCCUGAAAGGUGACCAGGUGGCCUCCUUACAGGGACAUCAGUCUGUCAUCCAGGCCCUGUCCCGGAAAGGGAUUUACGUGAUGGAGAGCGAUGACACCCCCGUGACGGACCCCGACCUCAGCCGCGCACCAAUAAAGAUGAGUGCCCAUAUGGCGAUGGUGGACGCCCUCAUGAUGGCCUACACCGUGGAGAUGAUCAGCAUCAAGAAGGUCGUGGCCAGCGUCAAGCGCUUCUCGACAUUCAGUGCCUCGAAGGAGCUUCCCUAUGACCUCGAGGAUGUCAUGGUGUUCUGGGUCAACAAGGUAAAUCUUAAAAUGAGAGAGAUAACAGAGAAAGAAGUGAAGUUAAAACAACAGUUGUUGGAAAGUCCAGCCCAUCAUCAAAAGGUGCACUAUCGCCGAGAGCACCUGUCUGCGAGGCAGCCGCCCUACUUCCCGUUGUUGGAGGACCUGAUGAGAGACAGCAGCGAUGGGGCUGCUCUCUCGGCUGUGGUCCACUACUACUGCCCAGAGCAGAUGAAGCUGGAUGAUAUAUGCUUGAACGAGGUAACAUCGAUGGCUGACAGUCUGUAUAAUAUUCGGCUUCUGAGAGAAUUCUCAAAUGAGUAUCUUAACAAAUGCUUUUAUCUCACCUUAGAAGAUAUGCUGUAUGCGCCCUUAGUGUUGAAACCCAAUGUUAUGGUUUUUAUUGCUGAACUCUUCCGGUGGUUUGAGAAUGUCAAACCAGAUUUUGUUCAACCCACGGAUGUUCAGGAACUGAAAGAUGCUAAAACAGUGUCACACCAAAAAAGCAGUCGGCCUCCUGUUCCUAUCUCCAAUGCCACCAAGCACAGCUUCCUGGGGAGCCCCGCAGCAGCAAGCCUGGUUGAUCUGCAGCCCCCCACCCAGCCGCCAGCCGAGGGUUGUCACAGGCACCACCUGCACCCCGAAGAGUCUGAACAUCUGGGGAAAGGGGCCUCUGCCUUUAGCCCAUCACAUCCUUUAUUGCCACUGAGACAGAAACAGCAAAAGACGAUGCAGGGAGAGGAGUCCCCCAAUGAGCAACACCGAUGUAAUUCUUUAACGCGAGUUGAUGGUCAGCCACCAGGUGCAGCAGCAGCGUGCCCAGAGAAGAAGAACAGGCCUGUGUUUCAGCCAGCACCCUUUGCUCUUCAUCAUGCUGCGAGCUGCGAUCUGGACCCUGGCUCUGGUGACAGCGUCAGCUUGGCCCGCCCCAUCAGCAAGGAUAGUUUGGCAUCCAAUAUCGUUAAUCUGACCCCACAGAACCAGCCGCACCCCACAACCCUAAAGACCAAUGGGAAAAGCCUCCUGAACAAUGUCGAUAUUGAGGAUGAGGAUGAAGAGCUUGUGGCCAUCAUUAGAAUGGAUGUGGCUCCCCACAGCGGUGAGCUGGGCCUGAUGGCAAGUGCCCGAUCUCCCCAGAGACUGGCGGACACCUUAGAAAGUAAGCCUGACAGUUUCUUCUUGGAGCCGUUGAUGCCAGUCGUGCUUAGGCCAGCUAAAGAGAAGCAGAUGAUUACCAAGGAGGAUGAGUGUGGAGAAGGGCAGCUAAGGAGCUUCGCCUCCAAGAAGUCCAGCGAGGGCCACAAGCCUCUGCUGUGGAAGAAGGCAUCCAGCGGUCAUGUCAGUGGAGACUUGAAUAAGACUUUCACUCCCAUCUGUUCAGAACUUCCUGUGGGUUUGGACCCUGUGCCUGCUGAGGCAGGGCCGCAGGUGGUGGGGGAAGCCUGUGGUAGGCCUCUGGCCAGUGGCGGUUUUGAUCCAUUAUCUCAGGGACAGUCUGCCGACGGCUUCUUUCUUCAUGUAGCCAGAGCCAAUGAAUACAUGGAGGGCAGGUUCUAUGUUAGCUGUGCAAAAAGUCCCAACGCCCACGAUCCAGAGCCAUGGACUGUCCUGAGGCAGGACUCCGACUCGGACAUUGCAGAUCUAGAGGAAGCUGAGCACGAUUUACUUGGUGAGGACCACCCUGUGGUGAUCACUAAGUAUGUCGGUGAGGAGGAGUCAGCAAAGCUGCACGAGGAUCUGAAAGUGAAAGAUCAUGAGGACAAGGAUGACGCCAGUGGCCGCUCGAGCCCAUGUCUGAGCACCGUCUCUCAGAUCAGCAGCGUCUCCAUGGCGAGCGGGAGCGUGAAGAUGACCAGCUUCGCGGAAAGGAAGCUCCAGAGGCUCAACAGCUGUGAGACCAAGUCCAGCACCAGCAGCUCCCAGAAGACCACGCCCGAUGGCUCAGAGAGCUGCCCGCCCCCACUGACGACCUGGAAGCAAAGGAGAGAGCAGAGUCCGAGCAGGCAGAGCAAGGAUCACGUCAGCCUCCUGGCGUCCGAACUGGUGCAGCUCCACAUGCAGCUGGAGGAGAAACGGAGAGCCAUCGAAGCGCAGAAGAAGAAGAUGGAGACUCUGUCCGCCAGGCAGCGACUGAAGCUGGGGAAGGCAGCCUUCCUGCACGUGGUCAAGAAAGGCAACGCUGAUGUCGUCCCCCAGCCGCUUAAACCAGAACACUUCGCUAGGGAGUAUUCUCAGCACAACGGAGAGGACUUUGAUGGUGGCGUUUCCAAGAUGGAAGAAUUUUUUGUUAAGGAACAAAGGAGAGAGGAUCUCCUUAGUGAGUCUCAAGACGUGGAGAGGGAAAGCCUGGCUUUCAUUCAGCAGCAUAAACUGAAAGACCCUGCCACUCUCCACGACCUGGAGAAGCACAAAGCGCUCUCUGCUGCUCUCCUGGAAGACGGCGCUGGGGAGGUGGGGGACGUGAGCGAGUGCGACCUUUCUACUGAGAAACUUAACGAGACCAUCAGCACACUGCAGCAGGCGAUUCUGAAGAUUUCUCAGCAGCAAGAGCAGCUGCUUAUGAAAUCCCCCACAGCACCAGCUCCACAUUCUAAGAACUCCCAGGACCAGAGAGUCAAAGCAGCCAUCCACUUCGUUGAGCCACUCUCUCCCACUGGAGUGACGGGUCACCGCAAACCCCCUCGUCUUGGUCAGGGUCGGAAUUCCCGUUCAGGAAGACAGGCUGACCUGAAGGUCCCGAAAGACAGACAGCAGGGUUCCUCCCGGAGCAAGACCCCGACGCCCAGUAUAGAGAUUCUCCCCUACUUACGGUCCUUCCCUCCUCGGACGCCCUCUGACCCGGGCUGGGACUGUGGUGCAGACCCAGGGAGUGACCCUCAUGAGAAGUGCUUCUUCGACAGUUACAGGCUCCAUGAUGAGAGCAAUCAGCAGACAUUUGUCUUGUCCUCCUCCAAAGAUGCAAACACUAUAUUGGAACAAACGAGCCUCAAAGAGGCUCUGGACCGCAGCGAGAAGGAGGCGGGGCUCAGCGCCCCGGCUGGCUCCGGCAAGGAGAACGGGCCUGUGGACGAGCCCCCGAGGAGCAAGGCCAGCCUCAUCGAGGUGGACCUCUCAGACCUGAAGGCCCCUGACGAGGACGGAGAGAGGGAAGGCCACGAGAGCUCUGUGGACCUCAGCACUGACGGCGAUCAGAAGCCGGAAGUCGUCGUCUUCUUUAAGGAUGAACAGAAGGCGGAAGAUGAGCUCGCCAGGAAGCGGGCGGCCUUCCUCCUGAAGCAGCAGCUGGAAAUAGAAGUAGAGCUCAAGAGAGACGAGGCCAGGCGUAAAGCCGAAGAAGAUCGGAUACGGAAGGAGGAAGAGAAGGCGCGAUCAGAGCUCAUCAAACAGGAAUACUCGCGGAGGAAGCAGCAACAGAUGUUAGAAGAACAAGGACUGGGAAAACCUAAAUCGAAGCCAAAAAAGCCGCGGCCAAAGUCAGUCCAUCGGGAAGAGUCGUGUAGCGACUCGGGAACCAAGUGCUCCUCAACCCCUGAUAACCUGAGCCGGGCCCAGUCGGGCUCCAACCUGUCCUUGGGCUCCGGCCUGUCCUUGGCCUCCGCAGCAACGACUGAGCCCGAGAGCAUUCAUUCAGGGGGCACGCCUUCCCAGCGCAGAGUCGAGUCCCUGGAAAUCCUGCCCGUAUUAAGGCGCAACCCGAGCAGAAGCACAGACAGAGACUGGGAGACGGCGUCUGCAGCGUCCUCCCUCGCCUCGGUGGCCGAGUACACAGGUCCCAAGCUCUUUAAGGAGCCCAGUAACAAAUCCAACAAACCGAUCGUUCAUAAUGCUGCGUCCAAUUGCUGUCUGGCUGGAAAAGUGAAUGAACCUCACAAGAAUUCAGUAUUAGAGGAGCUAGAGAAGUGUGACACCAAUCACUACAUCAUACUGUUUCGUGAUGCCGGCUGCCAGUUCGGGGCACUUUACUGGUGCUAUCCAGACACUGAGGAAAUCUACAAAUUAACUGGAAUGGGGCCAAAGAGCAUUACCAAGAAAAUGAUCGACAAACUGUAUAAAUACAGCUCAGACCGGAAACAGUUUAACCUGAUCCCAGCCAAAACCAUGUCCGUCAGUGUGGAUGCUCUCACUAUCCACAACCACCUGUGGCAGCCCAAGUGGCCUGCAGCACCAAAGAAGACCCAGACUCAUAAAUGA
Equus caballus (horse) is the source of this 4608-nucleotide messenger RNA. The record is from RefSeq and is a predicted model, not a curated record. NCBI's taxonomy places the organism in Eukaryota, Metazoa, Chordata, Mammalia, Perissodactyla, Equidae.